This is a messenger RNA of Fibroporia radiculosa, 1008 nucleotides long. RefSeq lists its product as uncharacterized. NCBI's taxonomy places the organism in Eukaryota, Fungi, Basidiomycota, Agaricomycetes, Polyporales, Fibroporiaceae. The coding region runs from base 1 to 1008 and encodes 335 amino acids. Gene Ontology annotation, biological process: transmembrane transport. The transcript is spliced from 5 exons. The record is from RefSeq and is a predicted model, not a curated record.
AUGCGGGCGAAUGAUUCAUCCAAUACACAGAGCCUGCACUACAUAGUACGCUCGGGCAUCGCUGGUGGUAUUGCUGGUUGUGUUGCAAAGACAGUUGUUGCGCCGCUCGAUAGAGUCAAAAUUCUCUUUCAGGCGUCCAGCCCGGACUUUCAGAAAUAUGCCGGAUCUUGGAGUGGUGCCAUACGUGCGAUAGGACAGAUUUACACGGAGAAUGGUGCUCGCGGGUUAUUGCAAGGCCACUCGGCGACCCUACUUCGUAUAUUUCCUUACGCCGCCAUAAAAUAUAUGGCUUAUGAUCAAGUAGAACUUAUUCUUAUGCCAACGAGGGAGUCACAGACCAACCUACGCCGUUUCUCAGCUGGAGCCAUUUCAGGAAUGAUAUCUGUGGUCUUCACCUACCCUCUAGAAUUAAUCCGCGUUCGUAUGGCAUUCAGUACGCGUUCAUCUGUUCCGCCACAGGGAGUGCCCUAUCGACCCUCGUUUGUGCUCGCGAUGUCUGAGAUAUAUCGCGAAGGGUCCAGCAUCCCAAAAGCCUCCCCGAGCGUCAUUCCCGAGACUACAGCGAGCCUGUUCUCUCGCUUUCCCAUCCUAAAAUUCUAUCGCGGUUUCACUGUCACCAUGAUCGGUAUGAUUCCCUACGCGGGAACAUCCUUCCUCGCGUGGGGUUUUCUGCGCUCGCACUUUAUCCCUCCUCCCCCACCAUCGUCAGACUCCAGAGCGCGGUCAAAAUCCAAUCCUGUUACCAACCUCAUCAUUGGGGCCGCAUCUGGAGCGGUAGCGCAGACAGUUUCUUAUCCCUUUGAGAUCAUCCGGCGGCGCAUGCAAGUGGGUGGGCUUACACGUCCUGAUCGAUGGCUGCACUGGGGCGAGACUGUGCGCGCCAUAUGGAACUCUCGGGGUUGGCGCGGGUUCUACGUCGGGCUAGGGAUCGGUUAUUUAAAGAUCGUCCCGAUGACGGGUGUCAGCUUUGCGGUAUGGCAGUGGAGCAAGGGUAUACUGGGUGUGUGA